GAUCGAUGGCGAUACCGGAGCUUCUUAACGAUUUGGUAGAUGAGAUACUCUGUCGCGUUCCGGCCACAUCCCUGAAACGGUUACGAGCAACUUGCAAACGAUGGAACCGUUUGUUCAAAGAUGAUAGGAGAUUCGCAAGAGAGCACUUUGAUAAUGCCCCAAAGGAGAUUCACUCUCUCAUCUUGACAGAGAAGUGCCGGAUUUGUCCUUUGAGCAUAAUCAAUCUUCCCCCACAUGGAGACGAUGUUCCUCCUCUUCCAUCUGUAGAGGUAAAAAGAGAACUUAGCCUACCACAUCCGUGUCCCUUUAAAAAUUCACGUCAGUUUGAUAUAACAGAAGUCUUUCACUGCGACGGCUUAUUGAUAUGCGUCAAGGAAGGCACCCGCCGUUACGGAUCUCAAAUAGUGGUUUGGAACCCGUUUACUGGUCAAACCAGGUGGAUCGAAGCCAACAAUCGUUGGAAGAAUACCAACACAUUUGUUCUCGGGUACUACAACAAGAAGAACAACAAGUCCUCCUGCAGUCAAAGAAGCUACAAAAUUUUGUGCUAUAAUGGUGGCGAAGAUACCGAAAUCUACGACCUUAACUCCUCUGAUUCGUGGAGGAGGAUUCCUGAUGGUGAUCUCACUCCACCAGGCUGGGACGGUAUGAUCUCUGGAGACAUCGUGCCUUUGAAGGGAAAUACUUACUUUAUUGCUAAGGAGAAAUCAAAACCGCAACUUGGCUGGUCAUUGCUCAGAUUUGAUUUCUCUACUGAGAAAUCAUCUCUGUUUGUGCCUCUUCCCUAUCAGUGUCCAUUGUAUAAAAUUUUGAGUCUUUCUGUUGUUAGAGACGAGAAACUUUCCGUGUUUUUACAGCCCGAUUCUACAUGCAAGGCUGAGAUAUGGGUGACAAGUAAGAUUGGUAAUGACUCCACCAAAGCGGUGUCCUGGAACAAGGUCUUAGCAUUCGAUUUGAGCCCUCAUCUUCAAAUUACUGAUCUAGUAAAUUUUGUGCUUGACGAGGAUAAGAAACUCGCCGUGUGUUGUGAUAGAUGGAUAGAAGACUGCUACAUCCACUGCAUCGAUAAGAUAUUCAUUCUCGGGGAGAACAAUCAAGUCAGUCAAUCUGGUUGUGAUCCGCUUGUUACACAUCAGACAGGACCUUGGCCAGCUCCUCUUUAUUACGUUCCAAGUUUGGUCCAAAUCGAGCUACCUGCUGGAGGCAAAAGAAAACCAAUUGACUAA
Molecule: messenger RNA, 1226 nt
Organism: Camelina sativa (false flax)
Lineage: Eukaryota; Viridiplantae; Streptophyta; Magnoliopsida; Brassicales; Brassicaceae
Source: RefSeq, a predicted model, not a curated record